This is a messenger RNA of Macrosiphum euphorbiae (potato aphid), 999 nucleotides long. Lineage: Eukaryota; Metazoa; Arthropoda; Insecta; Hemiptera; Aphididae. The record is from the annotation of a GenBank genome assembly.
AUGUCCGCCAUCUACGUCACUGUUACCAUGUCGAUGACAAUCGCUCUGCUCCUGUCGGGCAUGCUGGCGUCACCCGGCGCCGAAGAACUGGUGGGACUGGUGGACGCCGACGCCGACGCCAAUGCCGUGGUCGACAACAGCCAGGUGAUGUGCGAGGACGUGCGAUUGAAGUGCGCCUUCGGUCCAGGCUGUUCGUUGGCCCUGCACAACUACUUCGACAAGUGUGAUAGGAUGCUCCAGAACGACGCGACCAAGUGCCCCGAAUCGUGUCUGUACGCUCUGGUCGCGCUCAUAUCCACCGAGGACGGCAAACGCAUGUUGGACUGCACCUGCCGGGACCGCUACUGCGAGGAGAUGAAGGCCCGCGUGGAGGUGUGUCGGCCGUUUGUGAUGGAGGCGUCCAAGAACGAGACAGUGGUGCCAUGUGAGCUGGCCAGUUGGGUGUGCACGGUGGACCCGGUGUGCUCGGCGGCACUGGGCUACUAUCAAACGUACUGCAGACGGAUGCUGACCGGCGUGGCGUGCACUGAGCGGUGCCUCAACUCGGUGGAGAUACUCCAACGACAAGAGAAGGCUUCCAAGAUGAACCGGUGCAGGUGCACCGGAAAGUCGGCGGUCGACUGUCUGCGCCAGAAGGAGCGCAUGGUCAGGCUGUGCUACGGCGGCGAGGCGGAUCCGCGUCUCGAACAGCAGCAGCAGCAGGGGGGCACUAGCGGCGGCGGAGGCAACAAGUCCGGCGGCCGGAAGAACCGGAAAAGGCACCGUCCCAAGAUGUUCGACUUGGACCCUGACCGGGCUGAGGUGGAAAUGAUGAUGGCCAACGCGGACUACCAGCCGGACGUCCGGAACAGGUACAAAGCGACGGACGGCGUUGGUUGCGACGACGACGAAUUCGACGAGGAGGAGGAGGACGACGAAGAGUCAGCAGGGUCCGCCGAGGCCUUACUUCCGGUAACUCUGCUGGUGGCGGCUGCGUCCGCUUACCUAGUCUUGCGAUGA